This is a messenger RNA of Naegleria lovaniensis, 1665 nucleotides long. RefSeq lists its product as uncharacterized. Gene Ontology annotation, biological process: snRNA transcription by RNA polymerase II; snRNA transcription by RNA polymerase III. NCBI's taxonomy places the organism in Eukaryota, Heterolobosea, Eutetramitea, Acrasida, Naegleriidae. The record is from RefSeq and is a predicted model, not a curated record. The transcript has a single exon. Gene Ontology annotation, molecular function: sequence-specific DNA binding. Gene Ontology annotation, cellular component: snRNA-activating protein complex. The coding region runs from base 1 to 1665 and encodes 554 amino acids.
AUGAGCAAUUUGUUAGUACCACCAAUUUUACUUCAUGAUGACAAUGAUCAUUCGGAAUUACCAGACGAUCAUCAAUACGAGGAAGCAGAUAAAAAUGGUACGAUGGAAGAGUCAUCAGAUCGGAGGCAAGCCUCUUCGUUAUCGUCAUAUCAUCAUCAAUUAGCUUCCUUGAUACCUCCAUUCGCCCGAGAUAUUCGAUUAAUUUUGAAUAAAUUCGUGGAACUGAACACGGCAUCUCUCCGAGAGUUUAAAACAUUGUGGAUGUCUCUCAAAUUUUCGUACAUUCACGGAGGAAAACCUGAUGAGGUGAAUUAUGACACCUAUAUCCAAGAAGUGUACACAACUUGCAUUGGAUAUUUAAUGUUCUCGCAAGAAAAGUCUUCUAAUCAAACUAAUAAUGCGGACCACAACAAUGAAGGAGCAUCAUCUAUCGAUUUAUCAGUUAACUUUAGAUGUAGAGUUGGAGUUAUUUAUUUAUUGUAUUAUCUUUAUUGCACGCAACCGAAACGAAAAAUUGGAGCCUUUCAACAAAAACGAGUUCAAAUCAAAAUAUCCAUUGAAGCAUUUCAAGAAAUGUUAAAAUUGUUGGAAGAGUUUAUAAAGCGAGAUUUAACAGAGCCAUUUAUUGUGUGGCAUAGAUUGAAAAGUCUCUCUGCUUUUGAAUAUUGUGCCAUGGUGUAUGUGGAUCCAUUGAUGAGCUCUCUACGGAAUCCUUUUGACAAUGUAGAGGAAGAAAUGUUGUCAGAUGAAAGAGCAAAAAUUGCAAAAACAAAUCAUGCGCCAAAUAUUGACUAUCAGGCUGUAAAAACAAUUGAUGAUUCUUAUCAAUCAGUUAAAAGCGACAUCAUAAGUGCCACUGAAAGAGCUCGUGACAAUAUUACCCAUCAAUACAAUCCAGUUGUUGGCACUAUAUCCGUCAAGCAUGCUUUGAGUUUAACCAAGCCUAAUUUUGUGGACGAAUUGAACAAUGCAACAGCUGAAAUUAAGUUAACUCCAGAACAGAAAAUAACUCAAUUUUUGGACAAGUAUGAAAAUGAUCCUGCUGGCACCUCUUUAAUCAAGAAAAAACGAAGAAAGAAACGAGUGGUAAAGAAGAAGGAGGAAGAGCAAAUUAGACCAAGACCUAGCAUGAAGAAGACCCCUUCGAAAGCCUCUCUGGAGGUCAGCCGAUCUGUCAACGACUUUAUAACAUCAAAUAUCAACGACGACAUUGAAGAGGGAGGAAAAAAGAAGAAAAAGUCUAAAGAUUCAACAGAAGAAGGUAAAAAGAAGAGAAAGAAAACUAAAGAAGAGAGCAAUCAUGAUGAAACAAGUGAGGAGCCCAAAAAAAAGAAAAAGAAAGAGAGGAACAAGGAGGAAGCAACCAAUCAAGAUGAGGAGGAAGAAAAAAAGCAAAAGAAAACUAAAAAGACCAAAAAGAAGUCAAAGAAAACAGAGGAAGAGCAAGACAACAAUGAUGAUCACAAGGAAGAGAAACCAAAGAAAAAGAAAGACAAAAAGAAAGAAGCGCCAGAGAAAAAAAAGAAAAAGAGCAAAAGCAAAGAUGAAGAAAACAAUGGAGACAGUUCAAGCAAAAAAGAGGAGUCAGCGGAACCCGAAAAGCCAGCCCCACGAAGGUCAACCAGAGUAAUUAAGAAAAAGAAAUAUGACAGUGAUACGGAGUAG